This is a messenger RNA of Fraxinus pennsylvanica, 1206 nucleotides long. Lineage: Eukaryota; Viridiplantae; Streptophyta; Magnoliopsida; Lamiales; Oleaceae. The record is from the annotation of a GenBank genome assembly.
AUGAAAGGUGCUGAAAUUAUUAUCCCUCCUUUGUUUAUAUGCCCCAUAAGUCUAGAUUUGUUCAAAGAUCCAGUCACUCUGUGCACAGGCCAAACCUAUGAUCGGUCCAGCAUAGAAAAAUGGCUAGCAGCUGGGAACCCAACAUGUCCAGUCACAAUGCAGAAACUCCAUGAUCCUUCUAUAAUACCAAAUCACACUCUUCGACAUUUGAUCGAUCAAUGGCUUAAUUCGGGUAUCCAAAUCGAUCCUGUUUACCUUAAAAUAGUCGAAUGUGAUAGUUCGAUUGCUGCAAUCAAGCACAAUCUUGAGUCAAAUGAAUCUGCAUUGGAGAAUAAGCUUGAAAUAGUCGAGAUUAUCCACGCUUUGGCAGAUGAGCUACCACUGCAGAAUUCUUGUUUGAUACAAUUAGACUUCUUCUGUUUAUUGUUAGAAGUGGUUUUCAGAAAUUCAGAAGGUUUACAUUUUCAAGAAAAUUUGAGAUUUGUAGAAAAAACACUUAUUUGUGCUCUUAAGUUGUUGCCAUUUAGUGACUUGGGGGCUAUAAACAUGCUCAAAGAGGAGUCUAAAUUUGCUUAUUUUGUUUUACUGUUUGAAAAGGGCAACAUGGCUAUCAAGAAAAGCUUGUGUCAUUUGGUUGAGGCAAUUGCAAAAGGUUUAGAGACAAAAGAACUUUGCAUUAAGCUUGGAAAAUCAGCCAAUCUUUUGCAAGAAAUAAUUCAUCUUGUUCAUAACAAUUCCGAGGCUGCUGAAGCCGGGAUCAAGGCCAUAUCAGCUUUAUCUUCAACAGAAUCCAAUCGCGAAAAGCUAGUAAAAGAAGGUGCAGUCAAAGAACUCGUGGAACAUAUUUCAAGGUCCAAAAAAGGCGAAAGAAGCUUAGCGCCGAUGGCAGUGUCCAUAAUCGAGAAUCUUUUAACCAUAGAGUGCGCAAAACAGGCGAUUAUCAAUCACCCCUCCGGUGUAAAUGCAUUAGUCAAGUUGGUUUUCAGAGUAUCAGAUCAUGAAGGAAGUGAGAGUGCUGUAAAUUCAUUACUAAUUAUAUGUUUUGAUUCGAAAACUGCUAGGGAAGAAGCCAUUUCUAGUGGGGUUUUAACUCAGUUGCUGUUGCUUCUUCAAAGCCAAUGCAGUGGGAGGACUAAAACUAAGGCAAGAAUGUUUCUAAAGUUGCUUAGAUCAAAGUGGAAUGAAGACUCAAAACAUGCCUUGUAA